AUGGUCAUCUGCACCCGCCGCGGCUGCGGCGUCGACUACGACCCGGCCUCGGACGCCGCCACGACGAGCGACGCCUGCCUCCACCAUCCGGGCGCACCCGUCUUCCACGAGGGCAUGAAGUCCUGGUCCUGCUGCAACACGACAAGCAAGCCGGUGCUCGAGUUUGACCAGUUCCUCGCCAUACCCGGCUGCGCCACCGCACAGGGCCACACCGCCGAAAAGCAGUCGGUCCCCACCGUCAAGAGCGGAAAGGUUGUCGAUCCACAGGCACUAGAGGAGCAGCAGCAGCAGCAGCAGCAGCAGGCCGCUUCUUCUUCGGCCAAUCAGCAGGCCGUCACGCAGCCCCUCUCUGGCAACACGCUCGCUGCCGCCACCAACGCAAAACACGCGGCCGCGGCAAAGGCGGGCAGCAGCAACGCCAAUGACGCCGCGACCGCCUGGAGGGAAGUCGAGGACCCGCAGGACAAGACCGACGUACAGAUCCCCGCCGGCGCAAAGUGCAAGCGCUCUGGCUGCGCAUUCGAGCAUCCCGGCGGGGCGAGGCAGAGGCAGACCGAGGAGUGCAGGUACCACAGGGGGUCCCCCAUCUUCCACGAGGGCAGCAAGGGCUGGUCCUGCUGCAAGCGGCGCGUUCUCGACUUCAACGACUUUCUCGCCAUCGAACCAUGCACGACGUCGACAUCGGGACACCUCCUCUUUGGCGCCUCGGCACCGGCAACCUCGGCCAACGGCUCGGGGGCGGCGGCGGCGGCGGGGACGAGCGGCGAGGAAGCCGUCGACUGCCGGAUGGACCACUACGAGACGCCCAACGACGUCCGGCUGACGGUCUACGCCAAAAACGUGCAGUCGGAGCGCUCGCGCAUCGCCUUCCGCGCCGAUGCCGUCGAAUUCGACCUCGUCCUGCCCGCCCUGCCCACCUCGGCCAGCGGCAACGCGCGCAGGUUCACAAAGACCCUCGCCCCCUUUUCCGACAUUGACCCGGCCGCUUCGAGCUUUGUCGUGUCCAAGUUCAAGGUCGACCUCGUCCUCGUCAAGGCCCAAAAGGGCCAGAGCUGGCCCGCCCUCGAGCGCGGCGAUAAAGUCGUCGGGUACGGAUUGACGUUUGGUAGGGACAAGGACAAGUAG
Messenger RNA from Pseudozyma flocculosa PF-1, 1125 nucleotides. RefSeq lists its product as uncharacterized. NCBI's taxonomy places the organism in Eukaryota, Fungi, Basidiomycota, Ustilaginomycetes, Ustilaginales, Ustilaginaceae. The transcript has 2 exons. The coding region runs from base 1 to 1125 and encodes 374 amino acids. The record is from RefSeq and is a predicted model, not a curated record.